Molecule: messenger RNA, 6506 nt
Organism: Terrapene triunguis (Three-toed box turtle)
Lineage: Eukaryota; Metazoa; Chordata; Testudines; Emydidae
Gene: BMP3
Product: bone morphogenetic protein 3
Exons: 3
Coding region: 1-1425 (474 amino acids)
Biological process (GO): osteoblast differentiation; BMP signaling pathway; SMAD protein signal transduction
Cellular component (GO): extracellular region
Molecular function (GO): growth factor activity; cytokine activity
Source: RefSeq, a predicted model, not a curated record
AUGGCUGGGUCGCCUCGCUCGCUGCUGUGCCUCUGCCUCGGCUGGAGCUGCCUGUGCCUGGCGCUGGGGGACCUGCUGCGAGCGCACCUCGUGGGGCUCCGGAGGAAGGCUGCCCUGGGAGGAGUCACGGGCGGCCGAGCCCGGGCGGCAGGUGACCCUGGCCCCGCACCGCAGCAGCUGCCGCCGGGCGACAAGGUCUCGGAACACAUGCUCCGGCUCUACGACAAGUACAGCGGCGCCCGGCGCCAGGAGCUCCCCGGCCUCCACCCGCUGCACCUCCGGGAGGGCAACACGGUCCGCAGCUUCCGAGCCCUGCCAGCGGGGAGCCCAGGAAGCAAAGAGCCACAUGUUUUUAAUCUGACCUCCCUAACCAAGUCUGAAAAUAUCUUGUCGGCGUCAUUGCAUUAUUACAUUGGGGACCUACUAAAUGCUACCUGGAGUUGUCCCCGAUCCGGAGGCUGCUCUCGUCAUGGACACAGGAAACCUGAAAUUCAAAUAGAUCUCUCGGUGUUGAGCUUUCCUUCUGAUGGGAACCAAACUCGAACCCUGGGACGUUUUCUAAUAAAUGUUUCCAUGGCUUAUCGGGAUGUCCUUUCCUGGCAGUGGAAGGACAUUACUCAUGUCCUGAGUGAGGCAAAGCAGAAUGAUGAACUUCUGAUUGGUGUGAAAAUGGCCUUGACUGGCCGCUAUUCCUGGAGGAGGAUUCCGUCCUGCUAUGAACCUUACAUCCUGGUGUACGCCAAUGACUCUGCUAUUUCAGAACCAGAGAGUGUUGUUUCUAGCUUGCAAGGACACCGUAAUUCCCUGGUUGAGGGUUUCCCCAGACCGGAAGGCCACUCAAAGAGCAGCCUUGGUGAACAGCGACGGAAACGUUCCACCACCAUCCUGUUGCCCUUGCAGAACAACGAGCUCCCAGGUGCCGAGUACCAGUACAAUGAGGAUGAGGGGUGGGAAGACAGGAAACCCUACAAAACCCUCCAGCCGCGGCUGGCAGAGAGGACAAAGGGUAAGAAAAAGCAGAGAAAGAACAACCACCAGAAGAGCCAAACGCUCCAGUUUGAUGAGCAAACCUUGAAGAAGGCAAGAAGGAAGCAAUGGAACGAACCAAGAUACUGUGCGCGGCGCUAUCUCAAAGUGGAUUUUGCAGACAUUGGCUGGAGCGAAUGGAUUAUUUCCCCUAAAUCCUUUGAUGCAUAUUACUGCUCAGGCGAAUGUCAAUUCCCCAUUCCAAAGGUCUUGAAGCCAUCGAACCAUGCCACCAUCCAGAGCAUAGUGAGAGCAGUUGGGGUCAUCCCUGGUAUUCCUGAGCCUUGCUGCGUCCCUGACAAAAUGUCUUCUCUCAGCAUCCUAUUCUUUGAUGAAAAUAAGAACGUGGUGCUUAAGGUCUACCCCAACAUGACAGUGGAGUCCUGUGCAUGCAGAUAACAUCCCAGAUGAGCCCUUUGAAAUGUCUAAAUUGAGCUGUUGCUUUUUCUUUUCUCCCCCGCCAAUGCAUUUCAUUCCAAAAAUAGAUUUAUAAACAAACCUGAAUAAGAGAGAAGAUACUGAAUGGAGAUAUCAAGGCAGGGGAACUUAAACUUAACUCACCCUUGAAUCUGACUGAGAAGUAAGCUUUAGCAACUGGCGCUAACUAUUUCUGUUGUAAUGUACAAAUGAAAAGUGAAAUUUACAAAGGACUGUUCGAGAUUUUUUUGGAACUGGCAGGAGGACAACGUUGAUUUAUUUUUGUACAAGGCUUUGAAAGUGGCAGCCGCUGUUUGAUUUUUUGGUGUCCGUUCUUCUAAUGACUAAUGGGGAGGGAGAUUAAGAAAUACAUUAUACAUUUGAAGCUAGGCCUUGGGUUACUGAACAGCUCAGCAAGUGCUAAAUAACCUGAACAAAUCUAACUUAUCCUAAGAGCCUUAAAAAAUCCAACGUAAACAUUUAUUUCCUUGAUCUGACAUCAUUGAUUUCACGUGUAUAUUCAUUAUUGUAUAGCAUGUUCUUUAGAAUUCAGCCCAUGUGACAUUCCUCCCCUCAGAUUAGAUAAUAUAAAUCCCAGUUAUGCUACAUGAGAAGUUGUGAUGUCACACAGAGAAACAAUUGACCCAAAAGCCUAGCACAGUGAUUUUCAACCUAUGGUCCACAGACCCCUGGGAGGCUGCAGAUUAUGUCUAAGAAUGCUAAAGGGAUUCAUACCUCCAUUUGAAAUUUUUUAGGGGUCUGCAAAUGAAAAAAGGUUAAAAAAUCACCGGCCUAGCAAAAUGCAAGUAUCAUACUCAACAACACAGCUGGCUGAAUAAUGAACAAAUAUUUUAUCUCAUGUGUGCAGAUAGUCCUUAAGCAACUCAUAAAUGUCUAAAAUUGUUACAUGAAAUUUGCUGAAUAAUUCUUUAUCUGUAGCUUAUUUGCAUGAACUUCAUUGAUUAUUUGAUGAUCAACAUUUAGUCUGUUAGCUAGUUUUGAUUGGUUACAGAGGUCAGGUGGUAUUGUUUCCAUUCCCUUAUUGGAUACAUGUUGCUUUUAGAAUCAAAUUGCCAGUUCAAACUUUGCUCCGUGAGAGUUUUCUCUAAUAAAUACAUAAAAUGUGGUGUUUCCAUGAACAUUCCUGCCUGUAAAUACAUUUGCUAGACCAGCUGAAGAAAGUGACUCCUACGGCCCAUAAACACAGUUGGAGAGAUUUCACUUUUUAUUGAAGGGAAUAUAUUCAUGGAAACAUUUGAGGUCUUUGCCCAACUCCUCAUUUUCAACAACGUGAAACCUAGAAACACUGCUGCUUUUGAAAGAGACUGGUGCCGAUCAACACUGGAAAGAACAAUAAUUUAGUUUAUUUCAUUUGUUAAAAUGUAAUUCUGGUCCCAACCUUCCUUUUUUUUUUUUUAAACCCACCUCAGUAACUAACUUUGUGAAACUGCAUCACUGGUCAUAAAAUAUUCACAUUUCCUAACCAGGGGACAAAUUCUCAUGACCAAAUCCCUCCACAGCUCUCAUGGCACCUGAUGUGUCAAGUUUCCCACUGUGCUGAAGUCCUCAACAAGCAGCUUCAGUGAGUAGACACCUACCUUAAGCUUCAGUGGGUGCUCAAGGUUAGUUUGAAAACGACCAAUGAUAAUUUACUAUUGAGUCAUCAGUGCCAUCAUGUUUGCCAACUUGAUGUGUGUCUGCAGGUGUGGGGAAACAGACAAAGUUCCAGUCAAAAAUCGGUGGGAGUUUUGCUUAAGAAAAAAUUGUAGAUUCAGUCCUUAAUUUCCUAUGGGCCCAAAGCUCAUUCAUUAUUGGUAUGAAUUGGGGCCAGAUCCUCAGCUGGUGUAAGCUCAGUUAAACUCAGUGGAGCUGUGUCAGUUAUGAUGGUUUAUACAAGUUGAGGAUCUAGUCCCUAAAGUCAUAAAAGUUCAAGUGUUCUGAAUCUUGCCCUACAGGGGGAGUUCCAACGAACUGUAAAAGACAGAUCAGUAGAAAUGUUAGCCUCUAAGACGCGAUCCAGGCAUGUGCAACCCCUGUGUUCAUAAGCCAAGCAUGCGCAAAUUCCUUAAUAUUUGAUGCACUUCCAUGUGUGGCAGAAGAGUUAGCACUGAAAUGUGGUGAGUUGUGUCUGAACAAUUCAGUGGGGGGUGGGGGGGAGAACCACACGUUUUUCUGAUGCAAAGGGAAGAAAGAUGCAGACAGAAAGAUCCUUCCUUCACACAGCAGAUUCCUGAAUUGUUGCUAGUGGAAGAAAAUGUGUCUGUCUGCGUGUGAGAGAGAUCCUGUGUACAGCGUAAAUGGAAAGAUUUAAAAAGACAGUUCAAGGCACCCAAGUGCCCAUAUUCUGUGGGGAUUACCUUGAAUGUUAACUAUUGGCCCAAUCCUGCACUCAUUGAAGCUACUGGGAGUUUGCCAUUGAGUGCCCCGCACCCAGGACUGGCUCCCGCUAGCACACAUCAGCCCUUGCAGAAGUGAAAAGUAGAUGGUUUUUAAAUAAACUCCCUCCCUACUAGCUGCAAAGAAAAAAUCCAUUUUUUAAUCCAAAAAAAGGUAAAUCAAUGGCUGCUAUAACAAUAAACCCUGACCAGCUCUAGUCACUAAUCAUUAGCGAGACUGUCAAAAAGAAAAUUGCGUAGAGCAUUAGUGGGUAACUGAGUCAGUAGUUCUGAUGUUUUUUCCUUUAGGUUUAGGUGCCAGCUGAAGACAAAUAGUUUCUUUCCCAUCUCUUCCCAUGUAAUAUUGUUGAUGAUCAUUAGGGACUAAGUUCUUUAUUGUGAUAUGCACCCCCACUUCCCAUUGAAGUUCACCUGUACACGAGGAUGGAACUUGUCCUAAAUUUGUCUUUGUAAGUAUUGCAAUGUUUUUCCUUUUACAGGGCAGACAAUUUGUGCCAUGCACUACAGUAGGGAUGAUUUAUUUACCAACAGCCUUCCAGAAAGCCUGCAAUUCUAAGAGUUCUAUAUUAGGGAAUUGGUAUGCAACUGUCUCAGCCAACGUAUGUAUCAACUUUUAUUACAAAAAAAGCAUUUAUUCUUGUUAUUCAGGAAUGGGGACUAUUUUAUGCUAUUGACUUCAUUAACCUGGAAUGGAGAAAAAUAUUAUUCUACAGCCAGCCAGAAUUUUUUCACAGCAGUUUGGGUGGGGAGGGAACGUUAGAGAAUUCUUAUCCGAGGUUUUAUAUGUGCUGUGUGUGGCUGAGAGAGAGUGAACAACAGAUUCAUGAGCCUAAAUCCUGCCACAAUGUAAAAGGCAUCUCAGCCAGUUAGGCAGGCAUAAUAUAAGUAGGCCAAGACACCCAGACUUCUAGUAAUGAUGCAAAAGAAGAAUAUAGUAGGGUGUAAGCCUGGAGCCUAAGAAAGGAAAGGGUCAUUGCGUCUGACCAAAAGGAUGAGUUUAACCGGGAGGAGUAUGCCUCAAUGAACAGUGACAUUUUAACCUGAGUUAAGAACACACCUUCUCUCUGCAAUGAAGACAUGCCCUCAGUUACACCUGUCCAAGCCAGAGCAUCCCCAUUAACAUCAGUUACUUUGAAUUGGCAGAGACAUGUAUCUGAGCGCACAAUCUGGCUGUCACUCAUCUGUUUCACAGGCUCUCUCUGAACUUACAACUUUUAUGUGAGUUUCAGGAUUUUGGCCCCAUGUUCCAUCAGGUCUGUACCUGCAAAAGCAGCAAUAAAGAAUUCCAAAUCACCACAGAAGUGUAUCAAAGAAACAACGGGGCUACAGUAAUAUAUAACUGUUCAGCAUACAAACAUGAGAGUUGACCUUUACCAGCUCCUAGAAGGAAGUCAGACACGAUUCUCUGCCAUAGAUUUUUCAUAUUCAGUAGUACAGCCCGAAGCUGGGCUUUGAACAUGGUUGUUAAGCAAUCCAGGCCCUGUUUCUUGCUGUUUCCAUUCCUGUCAAAUCCUUAUUAGGAAAGGCCUUCAAUUUUCGAAGGGUACAUGAGUUCACAAUCUGCUUUUCAAAAUGCCAUUGCACUCAAUGGUCCUAUUGGCUUCUUAAAACCAUCCUGAUUGAGUCUGUACAGCACUGUUGAAUGGUAGGAUUUCAUGUAUUAUCUUUUGAUACCUCUUCUGUGGUGCUCGUAGUGAUUAAGGAUAAAGAAAGUCCUGUCCUGCCAUUCUUAUUUAUGUGACUCGUUCCAUUGAUUUUAACAGAAGUCCCAUGGAACGCUUCUUCCUGUACAAGACUAGUAUUGGCCAUGCAACCAGUUUCCCAGCUGACAGUUGCAGGAAAAUCCCAGACAGCAGUGGUUCACACCAGACCUCUGUCACCCUAGUAACACAUUAAAUUUUUAAAGCUAGUAUUCAUUCUGGCAUCCCAGUCUCAACCAGUAUCUGAGGUCCAAAUUCUGUUGUCAGUUGCUUGGUGUAACGGAAUGCAGAAUCCAGACCUAAUUAAUUAUAAGGUCUCAAACUGUGUCCCAUGGUGGUUGUUUUUGUAAGCAUUGUGACUUUUAAAACAGGGGUCACAUCCACCAUCAACUGAAAGUGGUUACCGCAUCAGUAGCUUAAGUUAGUCUAAUGUUUGCAACUCUAGUUUGCCUGAUUUUGACCUGAUGAUCAGUUUCAUGGUUUAACACCAUUGACUUCAAAGAUGUUAACUACAUCACUGCCAAUCGGGUUUAAGUUCAAACUAUCAUUAAGGAAGAAAAAUAACCAUCUCAAACUCUUUCAUCAGAGCCACUCCUUUGCUCUCACCUAUGUUGACAUGCACACUCUGCAAUCACCCCAGGAAACCCCUCUCUCGUUAACCAUGUAUAAGUGAUGUGUUUUGCGUACAAAACUUUUUCAUUCAUGCCUCUCAGUGAAGGUUUCUGCAUAAAGCAAUGUCUCCUUAGCCAUUUAUUAAUCAUGGGCAAUUUCUGUAUAUAGCUAUGCAUCAAUACAGACCUUACAAUGAUUUUCCAAGUAAUAUCAGUCCCCUAUUUUAUUCAUGCUUAGUUCAGUUUGGGGUAACCACCCUGCCCAUAUUCUGGUAAUUCUGUUCAUUGGUAAAUGGCUCUGCCUCUCAGCUAACAAAUGACAUCUCCUGCUAGUGCAUUGUUGUUGCAGCUGGCUC